Eublepharis macularius is the source of this 3354-nucleotide messenger RNA. It is a transcript of the gene SLC15A3, whose product is annotated as solute carrier family 15 member 3. Gene Ontology annotation, cellular component: lysosomal membrane. The coding region runs from base 56 to 1831 and encodes 591 amino acids. The transcript is spliced from 8 exons. NCBI's taxonomy places the organism in Eukaryota, Metazoa, Chordata, Lepidosauria, Squamata, Eublepharidae. The record is from RefSeq and is a predicted model, not a curated record. Gene Ontology annotation, molecular function: transmembrane transporter activity. Gene Ontology annotation, biological process: transmembrane transport.
AGAAAGACCCUGAGAAAAACGGAGAGAGAGAAAGAGAUCCUGAGGCAGGGGUUGCAUGGCCUCUCCAAGUGCCAGGGAGGAGCGGAAGCCCUUGUUAGGGCAGGAGGAGACCCUAGGCAGGCCUGCUGUGUCCUCUUUUGAGGGUAGAAGGGCUGCCUGUGCAGCAGUGCUCCUGGUAGAGAUUCUGGAGCGGGCAGCUUUCUUUGGCAUUGUCUCAAACCUCGUCCUGUACCUCAACAGCAGCAACUUCAACUGGAGUGGCUCACAGGCUUCACAAGCAUCUCUUCUAUUUAUAGGGGCCUCCUAUCUGCUCUCACCCAUCGGAGGCUGGCUGGCCGAUGCUUACCUGGGCCACUACUGGACCAUUACAUGCAGCUUCCUACUCUACCUGCUGUCAGCCUGCCUGUUGCCUGCCACAGCUUCACAAGAUGGACAGCUUCUACUGUGUGGAGACAGGCCAGCUUAUAUGGUACAGCCCUCUUGCCAAAGAGGUGGCAUUGAGUGCAAGCAACAAUUACCAAGUCAGUACUGCGCUCCUGUGAUGUACACUGGCCUACUGUUCCUGGCCCUGGGUAUCAGCUCCGUCAAGGCUAACCUCACACCAUUUGGUGUUGACCAGGUGACAGACCUUGGCCGGGAUGCCACCCGACGUUUCUUCAACUGGUUCUACUGGAGUAUUAACUUUGGUGCUGUGAUCUCACUGCUGGUGGUUGCCUAUAUCCAGCAGAAUGUGGGCUUCCUCAUUGGCUAUGCCAUCCCGGCUGUCUGCCUGACCUUUGCCUUGGUAGUCUUCCUCCUGGCUGCCCCCAGCUUUGUCACAAAGCCUGCCACUGGCAGUCAAGUCUCCAUUAUGUUCCGGUUGGCCUUUAAAAGCAGUUGCUGUGGCCAAACACUUCGGAAGAUGCCCAUCAAAGUCAAAGGCAGCAAUUUCCAGUCAGGAGAAGAGACUGGUCCACUUUCAGGUCCCAGGCACCAGGGGCAUUCACAAGAGAACAUCUCCAACUUUCGGGCACUGAUAAAAAUCUUGCCUGUGAUGCUCACUCUGAUCCCAUACUGGAUGGUCUACUUCCAGAUGCAGUCAACUUACUAUCUGCAGGGACUGCACCUCUAUAUCCCAAACUUCUUUCACCACAGCAUUUUGAACAACAGUGCACACUCAGAAUCUGUAGGCAAUACCUACACGUUCCCAGAUGCCUGGCUCCUUCUGGCCAACGUGGUAUUUCUAUUGAUCCUGGUCCCACUGAAAGAUCGAGUCAUAGAUCCAUUCCUGGCAAAAAGGAAGCUGUUGCCUUCAGCACUAAAGAGAAUGGCAAUGGGCAUGAUCUUUGGCUUUGCCUCAGUCAUUGCAGCUGGUGUUCUUGAAACUACAAGGUUAAAAUAUGUGCACAACAAUGAGACCAUCUCACAACGAAUUGGGAAGGAUGAUUACAAUGCAGCACCGCUUCCCAUCUGGUGGCAAAUCCCCCAGUAUUUGCUCAUUGGAAUAAGCGAAAUCUUUACUAGCAUUCCAGGACUGGAGUUUGCCUACUCUGAGGCUCCCAAAUCCAUGCAAGGAGCUAUCAUGGGUCUCUUCUUUUUCAUUGCUGGUGUGGGAUCCCUUUUAGGAUCUGGCCUUCUAACUCUUCUCUCUGUGCCAAAAAAUGGUUGGAUGAACUGCCCAGAGGACUAUGGGAACAUUAACAACUGUCAAAUGGAUAAUUAUUUCUUCCUACUUGCUGCAAUUCAAGCAGUAACCUAUUUCCUCUUUGUCUGGAUCUCCAUCCGUUAUGAGCAGCAGCAGCAACAGCAGCAACCCAACUCCUGCCUUCUCUGCAUCGGACAGAACAGCUAACAUCCUCAGUUUUUUUAAGACUGCGAAGAGGUGCCCACAUAUAGUAGAUCUCAGCAUGAGGCUGAACAUCACCACCACCAGCACUGCAUAUGGCUAGUAUAUAAGGAUGUUCUGAAAUCAAACAGUAUAUUAAAGGAUUAGAGAGAUGGAAGACAAGUCGAUCGAUGGCAGGCUGCCAAUUUACUCAGGCACUACAACCUUCUAUUCAAGGUGUCAUCAACAUCUUAUUUCCAGAAGCUGAACAUGAAUAACAGAGGAUGGGGAGUCUGAGAACUAAGAGUACCCUGGGACACAAGCCAUAGCUUAGCUGUCUGGCUAGAUCAGGUGGAUCUAGCCAGCACAAGGCUGCUCUUAUGUCAACAGAUUCACCAACACCUACCAGUCUCUCUGCAGCUGUCUUGCUUUGGCUUGGAGGAGAGGAGAAUUAAAACAAAAAAAGAAGGGGGUUUACCACCUCCACCCUGCCCUCAAUGUAAAGCUGAUUCUCAGUGGCAGAAGAGCAUCCUAUCUUCAGAUUGCUGCAGAGACUUCUAAAAAAAACACGUAAAAGUUAAAAUAAAACAGGAGUUCAGUGGCACCUGAAAGACUAACAACAAUUUAUUCCAGCAUAAAUUUGGUUAGUUUUUAAGGUGCCAGUGAACUCUAUUUUAUUUUGCUGCUACAGACUAAGAUGGGUGCCCCCUGGAAUUAUAGAUGCUAAAAGGUUCUCACUGGCUAAGGUUGAAAUGGAUAGAGUGAAAAGAAUGAGAGAAAAAAACAGAUUGACCACAAACCUUUUUUGUAUAACAUAUAGCAACACAGAGCAGGAGGGUCCAAGUUUUUCUUUUCCUUUGACCAUGUGGUCUUAAAGAUGCAAAUUUGUUGUUACCUCACCGUUUUUUGCCACAGAAAACCAUAUCCAUUGCUCUCCUUCUGAGGGCAGAGCCUUUCCACACUAAAAAUAUGGGUGUAGUAGUUUGGAGCACAACAACAGUAAACUUGUAAACGGUAAACAUAAGCCACAACAUGUGGCCUAUGAGAUUGCAUUGUGCUUACUUGAGAGAUCCAGGAAUAGACAGAUGUGUUCUAGUGAAAGCAUCUUUUUGAAAACUGGUGCAUUUUGGAUUCUUUGGAUGCAAAACAUUGCAAUACAAUCUCCAGUGUACAUUUAAAGGAAUUUGUUGGUAAUAAAUUCUGCAACCCUCUCAUGACAUUUAAAGCAGCCUUGCUAUUUUGAAAGUUCCACUCUUUCAACACAGCUCUUUUGGAAUGGCCAGAACUGGGAAUGUACAGCCUGUAGUAAAACCAGAACACCUGACAUAACACAAAACAGGACUAUUUCUCCAAAGUAAGUCACGUGGCAAAGGUCUAGCUUGUGCCAGUCCAAGGCAAGUAUUGGAAAUGUCUUUUUUUAACAGAGCAUCAUCUUUGAGCUGGUCCAGAGCAUCAGACAUGCACAGCUGGGCUGGAAUUUGUCAGGGCUCAUUUCCACUUUGAAUAUGUUGGAUUUGCUCUUUGGCUAUAUUUAUGAUUUAUUUUCCAUU